This is a messenger RNA of Labrus mixtus (cuckoo wrasse), 6857 nucleotides long. Its product is annotated as ral GTPase-activating protein subunit beta-like. The coding region runs from base 187 to 4809 and encodes 1540 amino acids. The transcript is spliced from 32 exons. Lineage: Eukaryota; Metazoa; Chordata; Actinopteri; Labriformes; Labridae. The record is from RefSeq and is a predicted model, not a curated record. Gene Ontology annotation, biological process: regulation of small GTPase mediated signal transduction; activation of GTPase activity. Gene Ontology annotation, molecular function: GTPase activator activity.
GGCGUUAAUCUUUAGCCCGUCAGACUUCAAGCCCCUGACAUUGUGAAGAUGGAGGCUGCUUUGCUCUAGACCAGGAAACAGAGAAAACCACCAACUGCAGGGUUCAGAGAUCUGUUAUGACAACAUAUCCAGCCGGUUCAGGUGGAGGCAGGAGGUGUGAGUAGACUGUACUAAGACAUCAGCAGCAUGUACUCCGAGUGGCGCUCGCUGCAGCUGGUGGUGCAGAGUGACCAGGGCCACCUCAGUGUUCUGCACACCUACCCCACCAGCGUGGGUACUGAGGUGGCAAAUGCUGUGGUCAAGCCUCUGGGGACAGCUGUAAGCCCUGUGGCCACAGAGAACAUCCUCAAGACGGACAAGGAGGUUAAGUGGACCAUGGAGGUGCUUUGUUACGGUCUCACCCUCCCUUUAGAGGGGGACACAGUCAAACUGUGUGUGGAUGUGUACACGGACUGGAUGAUGGCCCUGGUGUCCCCCAGAGACUCAAUGCCUCAGCCUGUGGUCAAAGAGCCCAAUAUGUACGUCCAGACCAUCCUCAAACAUCUCUACAAUGUCUUUGUACCCAGACCUGAGCAGCACAGUCUGAACCACAUCAGGCUUUGCCAGCAGGUUUUGACUGCAGUUCAGAAAUUGGCAAGAGAGUCUGUAUCCAUGGUGAGGGAAACCUGGGAGGUGCUCCUUCUCUUCCUGCUGCGCAUCAAUGACACAUUACUUGCACCGCCCACAGUUGGAGUUGGGGUGGCAGAGAAACUGGCAGAGAAACUCAUGGCGGUGCUGUUUGAGGUGUGGUUGCUGGCAUGUGCACGCUGCUUUCCCACGCCCCCGUACUGGAAGACAGCAAGGGAGAUGCUGGCCAACUGGAGACACCACCCACCUGUUGUCGAGCAGUGGAGCAGAGUUGCCUGUGCCCUGACAUCUAGACUUUUACGCUUCACCCACGGACCGUCCUUCCCGCCUUUCAAAGUCCCCGAUGAAGAUGCCAACCUUAUUCCUUUAGAAAUGGACAAUGACUGUGUUGCACAGACGUGGUACCGCUUUCUUCACAUGCUCAGUAACCCAGUGGACCUGAGCAACCCUGCGGUCGUUAGCACCACUCCAAAGUUUCAGGAGCAGUUCCUCAACUCCAGCGGCAUCCCUCAUGAAGUGGUGCUGCAUCCGUGUUUGAAGCAGCUACCCCAGAUCUUCUUCAGGGCCAUGAGAGGCAUCAGCUGCCUUGUGGAUGCCUUCUUAGGUGUCUCUGUUGAAAAAAAGAGAGCUGUACGGGAGAGGGUGUUCUCUUUUUCUCCAGUGCUGCUCUCUCAUGGUAUCUCACGUCCCAGAGCUGACAGUGCCCCGCCCACUCCAGUCAACAGAAUGAGCAUGUCCCCGCCCCCUUCCAUCACCAACACAACGCCCCCGCACAGCCGCAAGCCACGACAUACAGUGGUCACCAAAACCACAAGCAAGAGUUCAACUAGCAGUGGGAGUCAACCAACCAAAGCAUCCCAGCAGCAACAGCAGCAGCAGCAGCAGACUUCUUCCUCCCCGACCCUACUUUCCAGCCCCAAUCAGAGCAGCUGGGAGUCUCGACCCCUGCCGGCCCCGGCGAGACCGAAGGUCAACAGCAUCCUCAACCUGUUUGGCCAGUGGCUUUUCGAUGCUGCUCUGGUCCACUGUAAGCUCCACAGCGGCCUCAGCAGAGACCCAAGCAUGACCGCCUCUUUUAUCCAAAUUCUCCUUUCUUAUAAAUCUUCCAUAGCCACUCAAGUAGGUCUGGAGCUGAGAAGGAAGGGUUCACAGAUGUCCACAGACUCCAUGGUGUCCAACCCCAUGUUUGAUGCCAACGAGUUCCCAGAGAGCUACGAGGCAGGACGAGCCGAGGCCUGUGGGACUCUCUGUCGCAUCUUCUGUAGCAAGAAAACCGGGGAGGAUAUACUACCUGUUUACCUGUCGAGAUUCUACAUGGUCCUGAUUCAAGGCCUCCAGAUCUCUGAUUUCAUCUGUAGACCAGUUCUGGCGUCUAUUAUUCUCAACUCUUCCUCUCUCUUCUGCACCGAUCUGAAGGGCAUCAAUGUGGUGGUGCCGUACUUCAUAGCUGCCCUAGAGACUAUUGUACCAGACAGAGAGCUGUCCAAAUUCAAGAUGUAUGUAAAUCCUACCGACCUGAGGAGAGCCUCCAUCAACAUCCUGCUUGCCAUGCUGCCUCUGCCACAUCACUUUGGCAACAUUAAAUCAGAGGUCCUUUUGGAAGGAAAGUUCAAUGAGGAGGACGGGUGGCCUCAUGACCAGCCCGUGUCUUUCCUGUCCCUGAGGCUACGUCUGGUUAAUGUCCUCAUUGGAGCACUACAGACUGAGACCGAUCCCACGAACACACAGCUCAUCUUGGGUGCAAUGCUCAAUAUUGUUCAAGACUCGGCGCUGUUGGAGUCCAUCGGUGCGCAGACGGAAACAGGGAGUAUAGAUGGGAGCCAAAUAACCUCAAGGAACCACAGUCGCACCAACAGUGGCAUCAGUUUCAACAGCGGGGGCAGCACAGAGGCCACCAGCCCAGACUCUGAGCGUCCUGCCCAGGCCCUGCUGCGAGACUACGCUCUUCCAGAUACGGCGGCAGGCCUGCUGGUGCGAAGCAUCCACCUGGUCACCCAGAGACUCAACUCCCAGUGGAGGCAGGACAUGAACAUUUCACUGGCUGCACUGGAGCUGCUGGCCGGACUCGCCAAGGUUAGGGUGGGAGUAGACUCUGCAGACCGUAAGCGAGCUGUCAGCUCUAUAUGUGGGUACAUUGUGUACCAGUGUAGCCGUCCAGCUCCUCUUCAAUCCCGAGACCUCCACUCCAUGAUCGUAGCUGCCUUCCAGUUUCUUUGCGUGUGGCUCACAGAGCACCCCGACAUGCUGGAUGAGAAGGACUGUUUGGUCGAGGUGUUGGAGAUUGUGGAGCUGGGAAUAUCUGGCAGCAAGUCUCGACAGGAACAAGAAGUCCGCCAUAAAGGGGAGAAGGAGCACAACCCAGCCUCCAUGAGGGUGAAGGACGCUGCUGAGGCCACUCUAUCCUGUAUCAUGCAGGUGUUGGGGGCCUUCCCUUCCCCCAGCGGUCCUGCCUCCACCUGCAGCCUGCUGAACGAGGACACCUUGAUUCGCUAUGCUAGACUCAGUGCCACAGGAGCGAGCAACUUCCGCUACUUCGUCCUGGACAACUCUGUCAUCCUGGCCAUGCUGGAGCAGCCUCUCGGCAAUGAGCAGAACCCAAGUCCCUCAGUGACAGUCUUGAUCCGAGGGACUGCUGGUCGACAUGCCUGGACCAUGCAGCUCUUCCACCAACCCCGAGGGGCUCGGGCCAAUCAGAGGCAGGUGUUUGUCCCAGAGGGCCGCCCAACACCGAACAACGACGUGGGGAUCAAGUACAACGUCAAGCAGCGGCCGUUCCCCGAAGAGGUGGAUAAGAUUCCUCUCGUCAAAGCUGAUGUAAGCAUCCCCGACCUGGAUGACAUUGUCAGUAAAGAGCUUGAACUUCAGCACGACAAGCUCCGUAUUCUGAUGACCAAGCAGAUAGAGUACGAGAACGCUUUGGAGCGCCACAGUGAUGAAAUUUGGAAAUCAAAGCAUUUCCCCGACCCACAGACGGACUGCAAACCUCCUCCACCCUCGCAGGAGUUCCAGACAGCACGCCUCUUCCUCUCCCACUUUGGCUUUCUGUCUCUGGAGGCGCUCAAGGAGCCCAACAACAGUCGUCUACCUCCUCAUCUGAUCGGUCUGGAGUCGUCCUUGCCGGGGUUUUUUGAUGACAUCAGCUACCUUGACCUGCUUCCCUGCCGACCGUUCGACACCGUCUUUGUCUUCUAUGUGAGGGCGGGACAGAAAAGCAGCCCUGAGAUCCUGAGGAAUGUGGAGUCGUCGUCCAGCGUCCAGCCCCACUUUCUAGAGUUCCUGAUGUCCUUGGGCUGGCCUGUGGACGUCGGACGCCACCCAGGGUGGACUGGACACCUAGACACCAGCUGGUCCCUAAACUCCUGCUCCGACAGUAACGAUAUACAACAAACAGAAGAAGCAGCAACUCCUGAGGACACUGGAGGUUCAGUGUUCAAUGGGGAGAAGAAGGUUUUGUACUAUGCUGACGCCUUGACAGAGAUUGCCUUCGUGGUCCCAUCCUUAACAGAAAACUCCGAGGAGUCAUCAGUGCACAGUGACUCCACAGUGGAGGCAGACACAAACUCAGAGAUCAUUCCUGGUGUACUCAAACAACCCAAUCUCACACUGGAGCUGUUCCCCAACCACUCUGAGAACCUGGAGUCUGCCAAAAAGCUGAGUCCUUUGGUAAAGACAAAAAGGUCAUCAACUGGGAAAUCUUUCCCUCCUCUGGGUCCUGAGACGAAGGUGUUUGUUGUCUGGGUGGAGCGCUUUGAUGACAUUGAGAACUUCCCGUUAACUGAUCUCUUGGCGGAAACCAGCACGGGUUUGGAAGCCAGCAUGAGCAACAGCACUUCCUGCAGGUCAGGGCUACUUGAGAAGGAUGUACCAUUGAUCUUCAUCCACCCUCUGAAGACGGGACUCUUCAGGGUCCGGCUGCAUGGAGCUGUGGGUAAAUUUGGCAUGGUGAUUCCCCUGGUGGACGGCAUGGUGGUCAGCCGCAGAGCUCUAGGGUUUCUUGUUCGCCAAACGGUCAUCAACGUGUGCCGACGGAAGCGCCUGGAAAGUGACUUGUACAACCCUCCUCACGUGAGGCGGAAGCAGAAAAUAACGGAGAUUGUCCAGCGCUACCGCAACAAGCAACUGGAGCCUGAGUUUUACACCUCGCUCUUCCACGAGGUGGGGGAGGGGAAGCCCCACCUCUAACCCGCCUGUCCCUGUCCUAACACUGGCUCACCAACGCACACAGCAACACACCAAGCUCUUAUCAUAUACUUCAUUUACACAUUACACAUACACACACACACACACACACACACACACAGGAACACACAGAAUCUUUAUAUUUAUACUGUACUGUUUUGUUAUUUAUACAAAUAUCAACACUGUCUGCCUUUGACUCCGAGAGCAAAGUGUCAAAAACCAUGCCAAGGUGGAAGAAGCUACAUUUGUAUGUCGCAGCCGCUCAUCGAAACGUCUGAACGGCCGAAGCUCAACAGUGACUGUCUCUCUGCAUUUAGCUCCGCGCUCUGUGGCAAAGACUUUCUGCUUGUCAUUAACUGCAAUACAAUAGUAACACUAUUGGCCUUUUCUGAAAUUGUACAAAUGUUUGUCCUUUAAACUCUGUGAACUGAGUCGGCUUCAUGAUGGUUUUUGGUAAAUACACACUUGUGUCAUAAAAAAACCUUACACGCUUAUCUGUUUUUGUUUCGGUCAAACAGACUUCUGUUGGAUCUUUGCCAAGGAGAUAAACACGUCAGACAAAUGUUUUCUAAUAGACAUCGCUGCUGCUUCAAGGCGAGACGCAGGAACGAUUGGAAGCGUUAACCCGUUGUGUCAUUUUACUACAAAACUCAUCUCCAUGCGGACACAUGCUAAAAGUCUUCCUAGUGCAAACCAUCACAGCAUUCGACUGAGCACACCAAUAUUGCUGUUUGUAUACGUUUUUUGUUUUUUUUACAUGAUUUAUAGGACUCCUGCAUUGUAUUCUGUAUCUGAACGUUAUUUUUUGACAUCUGCGUUGCCUCAGUGCCAGUCAUGAAAGUCAUCCCAUCUCGCAUGAGUCGCUGCACUUUGUGUGUGUGUGUGUGUGUGCGUGCGCGGCCACAUUCUUUUUCAGCUAGUAAGAAACACUACAAGGAGUCAUACUGACCCCUAAAAAAAACCCAUAGAUGGCAUUUAAAGAGGAUUUCUGUCCCUUAAAAAUCAAUAUCUCAAAGAUGAUUCAGCUUUGCAAAUGUAAUCCUCUCAUUUGUUUACUCUUCCAGCUUGGUAACGUUUGACUUUACUGAUUGUGAGAGUGGUGACGGAGCUCCCUGGGUUUGCACUCGAUGUUUGCAGGUGGCAUGUUCACGCAAACAGAACUACAGCACAGUUGAAGUGUCUCACUCCUCCCAAACAAAUCUACAGUGAUGAAUUAAAGGGCCAAAACACUCAGUGGAGCCAACAACGAUGGAAGAAAACCACAUUUUGUCUGAUUAAAGCUGUAACGUUUUCAUUCAAAACCCUAAAAACAGAUGAUUUAACCCGUUAGUUGUAUUCCGUUUUGAUCACAGGAACAUGCAAUUUGCCUUCAUGCACAUUUUUCUUCUACCCCCCCCCCCUCCUCACAAUUAGUUUCACUUGUGUUGACUCACUGUACUUUGGUUUUGAUUGAAGCCCUCUCACUGUCCGCCUGUAACAAUGUGAAUUUAUUUAUCACAGAGAUGGAACAGGGCAAACACCUCUCUAGUUUCUUUGUUACAUCGCAAAGUCUUAAUGCACUGAGCACAUGUUAUGUUUAUUUUCUAUCCCCUCUUUUUGUACUUUUUUGCGCAUUUUGAAAGAAAAGAAGAAAAAAAAACCCUGCUGAAGGAAGAGUUUUAUCUUGUGAAAUAUAAGAAGGAAGAAGAGGAGUUUUUAACCUAUCAUGUCGAACUGUGUGACUCACUUUUUACGAGCGUGCUUUAUGCACAUGCCUUUUUUGGAAGGAAUUUAAAAAAAAAGUACAUGAAAUAUGUUUGAACAUACAAUCAGUCAUACAUUGUAUCCUAUGUUACACCUCUGAUGUUUGAUCAUAUUUAAAGACUUGUCAUGUGCAGAAGCAGAGGAUGAUGAUAUGUAAAUAUAUGAUAGUGUAAGGCAUUUACAAGUUGUCUGUCGCAUUCCUCAUCUGAGAUGGCCAGAAAAGAAAUGUAUGUAUGCAAUUAUGUGUGAGGAUCACAAAGGGUAUUGAAUGUAACAUGCAUCAAUUAAAACUAUUAUUGACAUUUUAA